AAAACGAAUAUAAAAAGACAAUAACCACCGUCCAAACUUCUCAUCCACCACUCCACAGUUCUCAAUCUUCCAUCUUCACCACUUCUCUCAAUCACUUCCAAACUCAAAGUCUUUCAGACAUCCCAAAAACCCACCUUCCAAAAUGCAGUUCUCCACCGCCAUCGCCGCUCUCGUCCUCGCCGCCGUCGGCACCCAGGCCGCUCCCGUCAUCGAGGAGCGCCAGGUCAACACCAUCUACGCCCGCUACUUCGGCGGAGGCGGCUGCCAGGGCCCAUGGCUCGAGGACUACGUCUUCGUUGAGGGCGACAACCCCACCGCCUGCGUCAACAACAACCUCAACCUCCAAUACGGCAGCAUCUUCUACGAUCCCCACACCACCGUCCGCACUCUCCGCGUCUUCAAUAGCCCUGACUGCCAGGAGACCGGCACCGGCGUCACCUUCUACGACGUCAAGCCCACCGACGUUGGAUGCCGUGCUGGCCAGUUCAAGUCCUACCGCUUCCUCUGAGCGAUUCGCCUCGAUCGCUGAGCGCGUGAGAGACGUGACCAGGCCAUUGAAGUGGAGUAUUGCAAUGGUAGUGGCGAAGUGAUGAUGAGGGGUUGAGGUGGUAGUGAGAGGGGACUACGAAAUAUGUGGGCAAUUGUGGAAACCAAUUCAAUUGGACAUUCCUUCUUCUUCAUUAUGGCACUUGCCAC
Molecule: messenger RNA, 696 nt
Organism: Aaosphaeria arxii CBS 175.79
Lineage: Eukaryota; Fungi; Ascomycota; Dothideomycetes; Pleosporales
Exons: 2
Coding region: 143-508 (121 amino acids)
Source: RefSeq, a predicted model, not a curated record